AUGGAUUGCCGCGUUACCUGCAUACUCCUGUUUUUAAUUAGCUGCCUCAUUUUGCCAGUGCUUAGCAAAUCUGCAGAAACAACAGACACAUCGAAAGAGAUGGAGAAGGCCUCCUCCAGUAUGGAAGAAGACAAUGUUGGGGAGGCAGAGAAGAAUAACAGUGAUGAAGACUUUCUGAAAUCUAAAGAGCGACUCAAUGCUGAGUUCUUGACCUUCAGUGCGCCUGAGGAAGAUGAAAGCGAGGACGAAGAGAAAAUUGAAAACUUGCUUGAGCUAUUAAGUCCAAGACGGAUAUUCUUAAUUGAGGCGCCUGCGAAUACUACGAUAAUUGGUAUCGACAACAAGGCAGAGGAAAGAGAUGCGAUCGCGGAUGUUUUCUCUGGUGGAAAUACUGACGCUGAUAACAAUAGUGAAACUAAAAAUCAAUAA
This is a messenger RNA of Bactrocera tryoni, 429 nucleotides long. RefSeq lists its product as uncharacterized. The transcript is spliced from 2 exons. The coding region runs from base 1 to 429 and encodes 142 amino acids. NCBI's taxonomy places the organism in Eukaryota, Metazoa, Arthropoda, Insecta, Diptera, Tephritidae. The record is from RefSeq and is a predicted model, not a curated record.